Molecule: messenger RNA, 2016 nt
Organism: Alnus glutinosa
Lineage: Eukaryota; Viridiplantae; Streptophyta; Magnoliopsida; Fagales; Betulaceae
Product: phosphatidylinositol 4-phosphate 5-kinase 4-like
Exons: 7
Coding region: 73-2016 (647 amino acids)
Biological process (GO): phosphatidylinositol metabolic process
Molecular function (GO): 1-phosphatidylinositol-4-phosphate 5-kinase activity; ATP binding
Source: RefSeq, a predicted model, not a curated record
UUAAAGGCAUGGGAGGCCACGGUGCGGAGGACACAGGCUGCAAAAAAACGCGCUAACAGCCUCUUUGGCGCGAUGUCAGUGGCUCAUGCAGACGACGAUGACGACUACCACAACGACGAAAAUGACAACAACGGAACCGGCAAAUUAUACCAUGCAGAGAGGGUUCUUCCCAACGGUGACUACUACACAGGGCAGUGGUCAGACAACUUUCCCCACGGACAAGGGAAGUACCUUUGGACCGACGGCUGCAUGUAUGUAGGGGAGUGGUUCAGAGGCAAAACAAUGGGGAAAGGUAGGUUUAGUUGGCCUUCCGGCGCUACAUAUGAAGGUGAGUUCAAGAGCGGUUAUAUGGAUGGCACCGGCACGUAUACAGGUUCUAAUGGGGAUACCUACAAAGGGCAAUGGAUCAUGAAUUUGAAGCAUGGACAUGGCGUGAAGAAUUACGCCAGCGGAGAUUGGUAUGAAGGAGAAUGGCGGCGAGGGCUGCAGGAAGGUCAAGGGAGGUAUCAAUGGAAGAAUGAGAGUUAUUACGUUGGAGAAUGGAAUAAUGGAGAGAUAUGUGGAAAGGGUACGUUUGUUUGGACUAAUGGGAAUAGAUAUGAUGGGUUUUGGGAAGAUGGGUUGCCUAAAGGCAACGGAACUUUCAAAUGGCCUGAUGGGAGUUUUUAUGUUGGGAACUGGAGCAAAGAUCCAAGUGAGCAAAAUGGGACUUAUUAUCCAUCAGGCUCAUCCCCGGAAGCAAAUCUUGAAUGGGAUCCUCACGAUGUGUAUAAUGUUGAUUUGGGCGACUGCAAGAUCUGUCCUGGCGAGAAGGUUUCGAUUUUGCCGUCGCAAAAGAAGCUGGCAUUGUGGAGGUCAUCCAAGUCCGGGGAUAGCCUGAAGCCUAGGAGAAUGUCGGCUGAUGGGAGGGUGAGCGUGGGCGUGGAGAGGCCAUUGGACAGAUUGCAUAUGUUGGAUGGUGAUGGUGAUGAAUCUGGUGAUGUUGGUAGUAGGACUGCAAUGGUGGGGAAUUUGGAGGAUGAUUUGUUGGGUCUCCACAUCAAUGCAGAAAAUCCAAAGGGGUUGCCAAUGAAAGUGCCAAGGAGAGCAAAGAAACAAGGAGAUACAAUAUGCAAAGGGCACAAGAAUUAUGAGCUCAUGCUCAAUUUGCAGUUGGGAAUCAGGCAUUCUGUUGGAAGACCUGCUCCAGCUGCAUCCCUUGAUUUGAAGCCUUCAGCUUUUGAUCCCAAGGAAAAAGUAUGGACUAGAUUUCCUCCAGAAGGAUCCAAGUACACCCCACCCCAUCAGUCCAGUGAAUUUAGAUGGAAGGAUUACUGCCCAUUGGUCUUCAGGACUUUAAGGAAGUUGUUCAAUGUAGACCCAGCUGAUUACAUGAUAUCAAUAUGUGGGAAUGAUGCUCUUCGGGAACUCUCAUCUCCUGGUAAAAGUGGUAGCUUCUUUUACUUGACCAAUGAUGACCGCUACAUGAUAAAGACUAUUAAAAAGGCAGAAGUAAAAGUGCUUUUAAGGAUGCUUUCAGCCUAUUAUAACCAUGUUCGAGCCUUUGAAAACACAUUAGUGACCAAAUUUUAUGGUCUGCAUUGUGUUAAGCUAACUGGGCCUAUCCAAAAGAAGGUACGCUUUAUUAUAAUGGGGAAUCUCUUUUGCACUGAAUAUACCAUCCAUAGACGCUUUGACUUGAAGGGAUCUUCCCUUGGCCGCACAACAGAUAAGCCUGAGACUGAGAUUGAUGAAACUACCAUCCUUAAAGACCUUGAUCUGAACUUUAUAUUCCGACUGCAGAAGUCAUGGUUUCAAGAGUUUUGCAGGCAAAUUGAUAGGGACUGUGAGUUUCUCGAACAGGAGAGAAUUAUGGACUAUAGCCUUUUGGUGGGUCUUCACUUCAGAGAAAUAUCAACUGCUGGGGACCUCAUUCCUUCUGGAGCUCGAACUCCUACUGGUGACUCCGACAGUGAAGGAGCUCCUAGUCUUUCUAGAGCAGACAUGGAUCAGCUUCUUUUAGACCCUUCCAGGUGA